GAUGCACGGCUCGCCGCCCGGCCGCCGCCGCAUAUUUUUGCAAGGCGCUCCUCCAAGUAAUAAUCCACAGAGCGGGGCAGGGAGUUUUAUCCAUGCUGCUCCGGCUGAAGAUCGUCGGCGUCCACUCGGUGGUGCCAGCGCCGGGGCCGGGCGGCCACGAUAACGGUGGCGCCUGCGCGGCGGCGCCUCGGCGGCGCAGCCGGAGCCCGGCGGCCGGCGUGGCGAGGCGGCGGAGGAGCCUCACGGUGGCGAUGGCGCUGAGGGAGGAGCCCGAGAGCAGCCGCAGCGGCUUCGCCGGCGGCGGCCCGAGCUGGGACCCCGGGCUGGAGAUCCAGGUCCCCUUCGAGCAACGUCCGGUGAACGAGUACUCUGCUCUCAAGGAUAGCGUCCUGUACUCGUGGGCGGAGCUGAGCCCAGGGUCCUUCUUCCUGCGCCUAGGCGGCCUGUGGAUGGUCACCUUCACUGUGCUCGCGGCCCCGAUUGCUGCCGCGAGCUUCAAUCCCGGGAAGGACCCACUCAAGUUUGUGCUGGCAGCUGGGAUUGGAACUCUGCUCUUGGUGUCAUUGGUGGUUCUCAGGAUUUAUCUGGGAUGGAGCUAUGUUGGUGAUAGGCUGUUGUCGGCAGUUGUGCCGUAUGAAGAAACUGGAUGGUACGACGGCCAAAUGUGGGUAAAGCCACCAGAGGUGUUGGCUCGGGACAGGCUCUUGGGAUCUUACAAGGUGAAGCCGGUGAUCAACCUGCUGAAGCAGACGCUGGUGGGCACCGGCGCGUUGCUGGUCGGGGCGGUGUCGCUCUUCGCGUUCGCGGCGCCCGUCGAGGACUUCCUCCACUCCCUGAACCAGCCUCCCUCCGCGGCGCCGUCCAAGCCGAGCUUGAGGAGGGAGGAGCUGCUGCGGCUGCCCGUGGAGGUGAUGCAGGACGACGACCUCGCCGCGGCCGCGGCGGAGGCGGCCGACGGGCGGCCGGUCUACUGCCGGGACCGCUACUACCGGGCGCUCGCCGGCGGGCAGUACUGCAAGUGGGACGACCUGCUGAACUGAUAACCACGCUAGCACUCUAGCACAGCACCCUUGGGAUAUAUCCUCAGUUUGCCACUUUGAUAUGCUUGAAGAAGACAAUGUAUCUCGUGAGGAUGAAAAUUUUGUGACGAACUUGCUGGAUGUGUAAUAGAUAGCUCGAUCUGCCAGACAGUUGAAUUACGUACCGUCAACAUUGGAUUUCUGCUGU
Messenger RNA from Panicum hallii, 1227 nucleotides. RefSeq names its product protein CONSERVED IN THE GREEN LINEAGE AND DIATOMS 27, chloroplastic. The transcript has 7 exons. The record is from RefSeq and is a predicted model, not a curated record. The coding region runs from base 93 to 1040 and encodes 315 amino acids. Lineage: Eukaryota; Viridiplantae; Streptophyta; Magnoliopsida; Poales; Poaceae.